CUCUUGUCCAGCAGAGAGCGGAAAACUCUCCUUGCAACAUGGUUCCCUCUCUCUCCCUGUCUCCCUCUCUCCCCCCUUCUCUCUCCCUCUCUCUCCCACCUCACAUUUGCCCGUACCAGAGCUCUCCGACUGGCAACCAACUAGAGCAUUGUGUCUUCUUGGCAGAAGAGAGUGGGGGAUACACAGAGCGGUGAAAAUGAGAGAGAGAGAGAGAAAGUGACGGAGGUGAGAAUGACAUAUGGAGGGAUGGAAGACCCCCGCACCGUCCGUCCUCAUGCUAUGACUGUGUCUUCGUUCAAAGGAGCAACUUCACAAGAAAAAAAACAAAUAUGUACAGUGGGACCUCCGGUGCGUUUUAUUCUGCCUACAUUUCUCUGUGAAGAUUUGAGACUUUUAUUAUUAUUUUACUCCUGAUUAUCAAUUUUCAGAGGGACUCGUCUAAGUAUGAGGAGUUAUUUUGAGUGGUGUCAGACGGUUUGGCUCCAAUUCUGAACUCAGAGAUUGACAGACAGAGAGACAGACAGACAGUGACAGGCGUCAGUGGAGUGUGAGCCACCUGAAGGAGGAGGAGGAAGAGGAGGAGGACGUCGUGCCUCCACAGAUCACUUGAACUCUGACGGAUUUUGCAGGACAAGCAGAUGAGCCACAUGGAUGUCAUGAUGUAUCUACUCCCUGAUAUCAAUCCAAUCUUCACUGGUCUGGGAUGUUCUAAAUGCUUUAAAGGAUUUUGACUCUCACCCUCAAAAUACACACAGACAGACGACAGACAUAACGACAGACAGACCCGUUACGAGCAGCCACUGGAGACUCGUCUGAAAAGUAGAAUCUGCUGCUCAGGAUGUACUGUACGGAAAAUACAGUCAUCCAGUUCAAAUUAGAGAGAAAAAACCCCACCUUGGCUCCAGGCUGCACCCAGAGACGAUACCACAGAAGUGGCUCCGCAUUCGUGACUGCAACACAGAAAUAAACACGUUUUGUGUCAGUGGCGCCUUCAAUGAUAGUCAAGAAAGGGUGUGAAUACAGUCUCACUCACACUUCAGAGACAGCUACAGUCAGACAGCAGCCAUCAGAGGUGGGAAUGAUGGGUAAUAGGGCUGGAUCAGAGGCGGGCUGGAGCUCUAUUAGGGGCACAAUCCAUAAUCUAGAUUAAUGGAUUGAAAACUAAAAUUAUUGCAAAUUCUGACAGGGGAGUGGAAGGAAGAGGAAUUAUAAGGAUAAUCAGUCGCCUUUACAGAAAAGACACAUAGAUUUCUCUUGGAGAGAUUUAAAAAAGGGUUUUGUAGGACAAGCUGCAGGUUGUACACGUGAAUGUGUCGGUUACUCUCAUACACACAUAGAGACGCCACAGAGACGCACACUCACAGCACACACACACUGGGCAGCUGAGAGGAACACAAGUGUGGGAUUCCCUCCGGGACUUCACCACCAUGAAGGAAAAGCAGAACCCCACCACCCCACCUGCCUCACCCCCCAGCCUACCUCGUCCCCCCUCCUCCUCCUCCUCCUCCUCUUCCUCCUCCCCAACCUGUCGGUCUGUGGAGCAGCACAGCCCCUCCCAGAACCACACUUCAGCUUCUUUGGACGCUGUCGGCAGCCCGUGUCCUGCUAACAAGACAGGGCAAACAGAUGUCCCCGCCACCGACUCCGUCCAGUCCUCCAUCACCUCAACGACGGUGUUAACCAAUCACCACGCGGAUAAAGCUGCUGCCUGUGAUCCCAUCGUCAUGGAGACCAAGCAAGGGCAGCGGCAGAGGCAAGGGGGGGCUCUGACGACCACCAAGGCCCCGGCUACUUCAGCCAACAGGUCCCCAACUCUUUCUUCUCCACCUCCGCUCCUCCCAGCACCAGCCAAGACUUCCCCGUGUCUGGUCCCACCUCCAACCUCCACCCCAGCUUUCACCAUGUCCUCCUCAUCAUCUCCUCUUCCUCCCCACAUUCCAGUCAUCAGUCUCGCUCACAGCAAACCCCCUCUGCCGCUGCCACACACCCCUUUGACCGCCCUCCAUCCAAUUCCCAGCCUCCUACAUGGGCAUCAUGGGGACAUUCGCCGCAGCCAGCAGACCUGUUUGACUAUGGCAAGCCCUGGGGGUCCCGGGAUCUCUGGCGGUCCUGGAGGCCCCUCAGCUCCCUCCCCGGGGCUCCUGUUGCCUCAGCAGUACCUGCCUGCGCACCCCUUCUUCACCAGUUCUUACCUGGGUUCCUCGGGAGGAAACUUUGGCAUCAUCAACAACAGCCGUAUCAAGAGGAGACCCUCGUCACACUUUGAGAUGGAGAUCAGUGAAUGCCCACCUCAGAAACUCGCCCGUCGUGUCUUCACCAACAGUCGUGAGCGCUGGCGACAGCAGAACGUGAACGGGGCUUUUUCUGAGCUCAGGAAACUCAUCCCCACACAUCCGCCCGACAAGAAGCUCAGUAAGAAUGAAAUCCUCCGUCUGGCUGUGAAGUACAUCAACUUCUUGGUCACUCUGCUCAAUGACCAGGCUGAGGACAAGAGCAGAGACUCGGCUGAGGAAGAGGCCGAGGAUGGAGGUGCCUCAGCAGAGUCGGACUGUGGCAAACCGAACUCCAUUUUUCAGUCACGCGCCGCCCCGCCAUCUUCGGCGGUCAUGGCGGCCGCCCGCAGGGACAGAGACUCAACUGACUCAGUCAUUGCACUUGCCGAUUCCCCAGCAACAUCCAGUUGCUAUGGUGACACGGACAGCGAGGAAAGCUUUGGGGCUAAGACGUCGUUGGUGACCCGAGGAAUUCUGGGAAAGGUCAAGGGUCAGAUAAGGAUGGUGGCAUCCACAAACGAUGAGCGGUGACGCCGAAGAGAAGCAACCAAAGAGGCGAGCAGCCACCGAGAGUUUAAAUGCCAUACUGACAGACGAGACGGGACAGACCGUGGUCUCACUGUGGCUCUCUGCUCGGCCACACGGUGCUUCAAGAUCAACUCCCAAGUCAUGUGAAUAAGUAGGAGAUAUUCUGUAGUUGUAACUGUCUCUAUGUCCUUUCCAAAUCAUGAUUCUGAGGCUCUGUGUUGAAGUAAAUGUGCUCUGGUGCAGCCUGAGAGACAUAAAUCACA
This is a messenger RNA of Scophthalmus maximus (turbot), 3064 nucleotides long. It is a transcript of the gene lyl1, whose product is annotated as LYL1 basic helix-loop-helix family member. The record is from RefSeq and is a predicted model, not a curated record. The transcript is spliced from 4 exons. Gene Ontology annotation, molecular function: protein dimerization activity; DNA-binding transcription factor activity, RNA polymerase II-specific; RNA polymerase II cis-regulatory region sequence-specific DNA binding. Lineage: Eukaryota; Metazoa; Chordata; Actinopteri; Pleuronectiformes; Scophthalmidae. The coding region runs from base 1428 to 2804 and encodes 458 amino acids. Gene Ontology annotation, biological process: regulation of transcription by RNA polymerase II.